CGAACCGUCCACGCGUCGACUUCACGCGCUCGUCGAGAAGACACCGGACACGAUGGGCGGCAGAGGCGGACGCGGGUUCAAGCGUAAGGGCGGGGACGACCGCGUCCUGAAGCGCGACUUCAAGAAGGGCAAGCGCGACAACGUGUGGGAUCCGAGCAAGGAGCGAGGAGGGAGAGGAGGAGGGAACGGCGCGGGCGCGUACGCGAGCUACGACAAGACGAACGAGAAGUUCGAGGAGUACUACAAAGCACAGAAGAUCGUCCCGGACGGGGAGUGGGACGACUUCAUGGCGUCGCUCAGGACGCCGCUGCCGACGUCGUUCCGGAUCAACGGCAGCGGGAAGUACGCGGAGGACAUUCGCGAUCAGAUCGAGAACAAGCUCUUCGCGAAGGUCCCGGACGUCGUGGACGCCGGCGCCGCCGCCGAGUGCGAGCCCACCGAGCCCGAGGUGAAGCCCCCGACCGCGGUGCGGUGGUACCCCGACAGGCUCGCGUGGCAGUUCAACUACUCGCGGCAGCAGCUGCGGAGGCUGCCGCACUUGGAGUCGAUUCACGAAUUCGUCAAGCGCGCCAACGAGUACGGGUCCAUCACGCGCCAGGAGGUCGUCUCCAUGAUCCCCGCGUUCUUCUUGAAGAUCGAGCCGCACCAUCUCGUCCUGGACAUGUGCGCCGCGCCCGGGUCGAAGACGUUCCAGCUCCUCGAGAUGCUCCACGGCGGCUUGAACGAUCCUCAGGCGUUGCCGGAGGGUUUCGUCGUCGCCAACGACGUGGACAUCAAACGCUGCAACCUUCUGACGCACCAGACGAAGCGCGUGAACUCCCCAGGGCUCUUAGUCACGAACCACGAGGCGCAGAACUUCCCGGAGAUCAAGUCCAUGGGCGGGCGGACGUUCCCGUUCGACUCCAUACUGUGCGACGUCCCGUGCAGCGGCGACGGGACGAUGCGAAAGGCGCCGGACAUUUGGCCGCGGUGGACAGUCGGGAACGGCAACGGGCUGCACCCGCUGCAGCUGAAGAUCGCCAUGCGCGCGGCGCAUUUGUUGAAAAUCGGCGGGAGGCUCGUGUACAGCACGUGCACGUUCAACCCGAUCGAGGACGAGGCUGUCGUCGCCGCGAUGUUGAAACAAUCCGACGGCGCGCUCGAGCUCGUGGACAUGUCCGGCGAGAUGCCGAACCUUCGACGCGUCCCGGGCGUGAAGACGUGGCAGGCGUGGGACAAGCACGGGAAGCACGACGCGGAAGGGAGACCGGAGGGUCCGUUCAAGUGUCACCCCACGAUGUUCUCGGACGCGGAGAGCGACGCGCUGCCGCUCGAGCGGUGCAUGCGGGUGUUGCCGCACCAAGACGACACCGGAGGGUUCUUCAUCGCCGUGUUCGACAAGAAGCGAGAGAUGCCCGCGGCGCCCGAGGACCCGAACAAGAAACUGCGGGGGCCGAUCACCGUGCGGACGGAGCUGACCGUCGACACCGCGGAGCAGCGCGUCAGCGUGACGCUGACGCUAGGCGGCGGCAGGGGCGGCGGCGGUCGCGGCGGCGGCGGAUACGGCGGUUUGGAUCCCAUACUCCCGGUCGUGGACCCCGGCGUGAUCGACUCGAUCACGACGACGUACGGCAUCGACCGCGAGAAGCUGCCGUUGCAUAAAAACGCGGUGACGCGCACCGCGGAUAACAGUCGACCGAAGCGCGUGUACAUGCUCAGCAACGGCCUGCGGGAGUACCUCGCCGCGGACGUGCGCGAAAACCUCAAGGUGAUCGCCGCCGGGCUGAAGAUUUUCGAGCGUCAGGAGCACAAAGACUCCGCCGGGGACACGUGCGACUACCGGCUCAUCAUCCGCCCGACGCUCGCGGAGCUCAAGCUCAUCCUGCAGAAGCGCUCGCUGCAGCUCGCGCCGGACCCGGAGCGCCCGGACAAGCCUCUAUUCACGGACGACGCCACGAGAGCGGAGGUAACGAGCGCCGUCGCGGGAUCGUGCGUGUUCUUGCCCAGGCUCGGGACGGCGGAGGAGAGAGCAGCGCUCGGCGCGGGGGGGGUGCUCGCGCCGGAGGAGCUCGCCAUCGCGUGCUGGAAGGGCAAGUCUAGUGUGAAUUUACUCGUCAGCAAGGUGGAGACGGAUCACAUGCUGGAGAAGUUUGGCGUGGACGUCAGCGCGGCCGGCGGCGGCGGGUCGGUCCAGGGCGGCGGGAUGGAGGUGAACUGA
Messenger RNA from Micromonas pusilla CCMP1545, 2197 nucleotides. RefSeq lists its product as uncharacterized. The transcript has 3 exons. Gene Ontology annotation, biological process: RNA methylation. Bases 53 to 2197 code for a protein of 714 amino acids. The record is from RefSeq and is a predicted model, not a curated record. Gene Ontology annotation, molecular function: tRNA (cytidine-N5)-methyltransferase activity. Lineage: Eukaryota; Viridiplantae; Chlorophyta; Mamiellophyceae; Mamiellales; Mamiellaceae.